CUUAUUCAUUCUUUUCUUUUUCUUUUUACUCUUCUUUUUUUUUAAAAAAAAAAACUGUAAUAUGUCAGGUUAUCGUCUUCUUUUAACUUCAAAUGUACGUUUUCCUCGAUCGACAAAUGCUAGUCAAAUGAUGACCGUACGUCAUUAUAGUUCUCCAUUCAAAGUGUUUAUGGAUACAAUCAAAGAUCAAAUCAACAAGAGUAAAGAAGUCCAACAAGGUGUCAAAUCUUUACAAGAUGAAUCUGGGAAAUUUGCUGAAAGUGAAACACUUAAAAGAGCCAAGGAAAUGUUUGAAAAAGCAAAGCUUCAACAAAGUGCAUCUCAAGAACGAUUGAAGCAAGCAACCGAGAAAUUCACAGAAACAGCCGGUAAAGUGGGACAAAGUGUGAACGAGUCAUGGAAAAAGGCAUCAGAAACGGAAUUUGCAAAGGAUACCAGUGAAAAGAUCAAAAAGGCAGCAGAAAACAUCAACAAGCAAGCAGAACCUUUGAAGAACAGUGCUGUUGCUGGCAAGAUCUCUGAAUCAUUCCGAACCGUAGUGAAGGAUGAAUCUGGUCGAUAUUCUGGUUUUGUGGAUAAGGAAAGUCGCCGAAAGUUGCGUGAAGAAGCUCAAAAACAAGCUGAAGCUGCUAAUGCAAACACAAAGAAAGUGGUCGAGGAUCCAAAUGCUGGGGCUAAUAUGGUUUUACAUAAGGAUUCAAAAUGGAAGGAAAGUUGGAACAAAUUCAAGGAAGAUAGUCCUAUUAUGCAAGGUAUCUUCCGAGCAAGAAAAAGUUAUGAAGAUUCUGACAAUGUAUUUGUGUCAUAUACCCGUGCUUUUACCGAUCGUGUAUCAGACGCCUUUGGAUCCAUUUUUGAAGAAUCUGAUCAAGCUCAAGCCAUUCGUGCAUUCCAAACCAUUGAUCCUACUUUCAACAUGGAUAAAUUUAUGAAGGAAGCUCGUGGUUUCAUUGUACCUGAAUUAAUGGAAGCUUAUUUGAAAGGUGAUGUGGAAACAUUGAAAAUAUGGUGUUCUGAAGCUACAUACAAUGUAUUGACAGCUGUCAUUCAGGCUCAGAUGCAACAGGGUCUUAUUAGUGAUUGUAAGAUUCAAGACCUUCGGGAUGUGGAUCUGGUUGCUGCCAAGAUUUUGGAAAAUGAUGUGCCUGUGCUUGUUUUGUCAUUCCGAACACAAGAAAUCAUUCUUUUCCGAAAUGCAAAAUCUGGUGAAGUUGUUUAUGGCAAAGAAGAUCAAAUUGAACAAGUAACAUAUGCUUGUGUAUUUACCAAAGAACCUGAAGACCUUCAAAACCCCAUUACAUCUGGUUGGAGAAUCAUUGAUAUGGCCAAACAUGACUCUAGACCUGUAUGGUAGAUAGAUUGUAGAUAGAUAGAUAAAUUAUAUAUUAUUAUUUAGUAGUAGGCUCUAUUUUUUUUUUUUUAUUCUGAUCUUUUAGACAUACAAUCACAUUCCCCUUCUCCCUAUAUAUGAAUCAACCUUUCCCCUCAUGAUCAUUAACCCCUCUCUCUCUUUUAUUAAUAAACACAUUUGUAUUCUUUUCAUUUA
Molecule: messenger RNA, 1546 nt
Organism: Halteromyces radiatus
Lineage: Eukaryota; Fungi; Mucoromycota; Mucoromycetes; Mucorales; Cunninghamellaceae
Exons: 7
Coding region: 62-1354 (430 amino acids)
Biological process (GO): protein import into mitochondrial matrix
Cellular component (GO): mitochondrial inner membrane
Molecular function (GO): protein-folding chaperone binding
Source: RefSeq, a predicted model, not a curated record